This is a messenger RNA of Nicotiana tabacum (common tobacco), 2517 nucleotides long. NCBI's taxonomy places the organism in Eukaryota, Viridiplantae, Streptophyta, Magnoliopsida, Solanales, Solanaceae. The record is from RefSeq and is a predicted model, not a curated record.
AGCGAAUCACCAAACAAAAGAAGUUCGAAACAAAUAGGUUGAUCCCCGUUUCCAGGAAAAACGCUUUGCACCGGUCCAACACCCUCUCCACUUCUCGCCAUUUUUCAGAGUAAAAGAAUUAUGGCUUAGGGCGGAGCUUAAAGAACGAACUCGCACGGCCAACAGCCGCUGCAGUAGUACAAUUGAUGCCGGCCAGAAAACGACAAACGAGGAGGAGAGAGUGUUCUGGUAUGUGCAGGCCUUAACGUGUCAAGGAUUGCACUAGCUUGAAGAAUUUAUAUUUUCUCGAGUCUAUUCCUGUGGGUUUCUAACGCAACCCGACUGGACACAACUUGGGAGUCCAUAGCAGACACUUCCAAUUUGAAUGCGAAAAUGUCAAAAUCUCCAUCUGUUAUCACUCCCAUCAAAUUGAUAGCAUUGUCCUUCUUGGUAUUUCUAUUCUUCAUAUUUCAAUUUUCUUCUCCAGUAUCCGCUAUCCGGAAGGAUGUAAGUCUUCAAGAAAGAUAUACCUGUAGAACUACAGUUCAAGGAAGAUAUUUGGUUGCUGAUGAUAUGGGUCAAGUCUGUGAUGCGCUGUCCAUUGAUCCACACUCUCGCUGCUGCCGUGGAAAAAGAGAGCAAUUUGCUUGUCAUGGUUGCAAUCUCGUUUCACAGUGUUGCAACUCCUAUGAGUUUUGUGUUUCUUGCUGUCUGAAUCCGUCUAGGACACAAAAGGAUCUGGCUCUAAAUGUCAAGAUAGCUAAGCCUGUAACAGCAGGGACUUAUUCAAGCCUUUUUGAUUUUUGCAUGGGAAGAUGUCGUCACAAUUCAGAGAGUGUGGUUCAUGAAAACGCUUAUCUCAGUGAAUUUCAUCAUUGUUUCUCUAUACCAUCUAAUUCUUCCGGUUCUUCUGGUGCACAAGCUGAAGCAAGGCUGGCUGGUAUAAAUGUUGUGAUAGGAAGACAAGGUGAAUCAUGCAAUUCAGUAUGCAAAUCAAGUGGUCAAUCUUGUGUUCCCAACAAAUUCUUAUUGCUCAACCAGUGUGAAACGAUGCAAAAGUACUUGGGCUGCAAAGGUGGAUGUCUGGCAAGUGUCGGAUCAGAUCAGCCUGCUGAAGUAGUUGAUGAUGCCCCCAGAGAUCUGAACCCUGGAGCCUGCUUGUACACCUCGCAACAGUCGAUGCUAUCUUGUGAAGGAUCGCAUCAGCAUACGAAGAGGCUCUGCCCCUGCGCAUAGUGUGGGAGGAGGAUGCAGCCAGGGAAUUCCACACAAUUCAUUCACUAGAGGUUAGCAAGAAUGGCUCUUUUAAAAUGAUCACAUAGUUAUGAAUGUGAUAUACUUGAUGUGACUAUCUAAAUCAUUAUUUUCUUAUUCUUUUUUUAUUACGUUGGAUAUUAGGGAAGGAUGGAAAUAUCUGACUAGCAUGCAAUGAGUUGGAAUUGCUUAACUAGUUAGACUGAAAUCAUAAAACUAUCUCAUGAUAUAGCUUUAACCUAUUAUAAGAAAAGAAGCUAUUUUAUCAGGUUACAAAUAUAUUUGUAGCAAGACGUAGGUCUAGCUGAAGUGAAUCCCCUCCAUAAAAAAGAUAUUCCCGUGCGUCUUUUUUGCCUCCAUUUUUAACGUAUUGAGGCUUGUUCUGCAUUCCAAUUCUAAUUUAUUUUUUCAUGUUUAUUGUUUAUCCGUGUUUCAAUAUAAGGUGACAUCUCCGAAAUUUUUACUCUAAAUCUUAAAAUCAAGGAAUAGCAGUAUGCACUAUGAAUUUGGUAAAUAUUCCAUUGGAUGGAAAAUAUGAAUAUAUGGCUUGGAUGAAUUGGUUAACCAUUAAUUGGAUUGAGAGUGCGAAGAAUUUGAUUUGCUACUUAUUUGAAUAUGAAGCGGCAUGUUUAAAUUUCUUCCCUCUUCUUCUCUUUACUCAGAUUGAAAUGAUAUGAUGUGUUGCUAGGAUUGAAUGAUUGGUAGUUAUAAUAUUUUUGUAAUGGUGAUGUGCCAUAUGAUAUGUGAAAAUAGGUGUUUAAGGUGGCUUAUAUCACUGUAUAUCAUCAUGCAUACUUGUGUGUAUAGCAUAUAUUGCGAUAUACAUUGUCGAAUAUAUGAUAUACAAUAAUAUUCACGAUAUACAUUUUGAUAUACACUGGCAGAAAAUGUGUCUGGCAUAAAAUCUGUGCGUGAUAUAGAGUGAUACACAACAACAACGACCCAAUGAAAUCCCACUAGUGAGGUCUUGGGAAGAUAGCGUGUACGCAUAUCUUAUCCCUAUCCCGAGGGGUAGUGAUACACACGAUAUACAAUUAUGAGGGGUAGUGAUACACACGAUAUACAAUUAUGUACUCCCUCCGGUCCACAAUAAGUGACCAAUUUGCUUUGGGCAUACCCAUUAAGAAAAUACUAAAUUCUAGACGAAAAUAGUUAAUGUGACUAAACUACCCUUCAUCAAAUGUUGCACAAUAGUUAUAGUAGUACUUCUCUUCUCUUCUCAAAUGUGAGGAGUAAAUGACUUUUUAAGGAUACGUACAUAAAGGUAAUUUUGAAAAAAUAAAU